CCCCAACAAUUCGACACUGACAUUAUGGCCGCUGGACAACGCUCCAGUCAAGCUGGAAGACAGAGCCAACUUUCAACUAUCUCACGGGGGCAUUCAACAGCUCGAGACGAUGCUCAGCUGGGGCAUGAAUUAAUGAAUACACGCAUUCAAGACACUGGAUCUCUGCCAGCCGAGGAUCGGAAGACAGAAGAAUCGAGAUAUGGAUGGGUUAUCGUAGUUUUGGUCUUCUUAAUCAACGCCCACACCUGGGGGUUGAUUGGGUCUUAUUCCAUCUUCCUUGCGUAUUACCUACACUCAGGGGUAUUGAACGAUCCAAACCCCUUGACUUUGGCAUUCGCAGCAGGUUUGUCGUUUUCUACUGCUCUUCUUGCUGCUCCGCUUGUUACUCGUUUGAGCCCUUGGAUUGGCACGAGACCUACUGUCAUGAUCGGAGUCUUUAUUCAAGCGGGUGGGCUUAUCGCAGCUUCUUUCAGCACCAAAAUAUGGCAUCUGGUCCUAGCCCAGGGUCUACUGUUUGGAGCGGGCGUGGGCUUGAUUGUCAACGUCACCGUCAGUAUUGUUCCGCAAUGGUUCGUUGCCCGACGUUCCUUUGCUGUAGCUUUGACUACGGCGGGCUCUGGCACUGGCGGUUUGAUCUACUCUUUGAGCAUACAGCGCAUGAUUGAUUCUCUAGGAGUGUCGUGGGCAUUUCGCAUUCUUGCGUUCGUAUCGUUCGUGGUCAAUGGGUCAGCCACUCUGUUCCUCCGAGAUCGCAACCACGCCCUCGGUUCAGUUCAUAAGGGUUUCAAUACAGGUCUUUUCAGAAGGACUGAUUUUUGUCUCUUUCUUGCCUGGGGGUUUUUCUCUCAGUUUGGCUUCGGAAUCACCAUCUUCUCAAUGUCCGACUUUGCACAAACCAUGGGUUUUACCUCCCAGCAGGGCUCCUACGCAAGCGCCGCUUUCAACUUGUCCCAAGCUGUCGGGCGACCUCUCAUCGGCUUGGCCAGCGACCGCUUUGGCAGACUCAAUGUUGCUGGCAUUAGCACUUUAGCUGCGAGUAUUUCCACACUACUGAUCUGGACUCUGGCCGGCAAAUCAUUUGCUGGUACAAUAGUCUACACGCUCUUUGGCGCUUUCGCUAGCAACAUGUGGACAACAGUCGCCCCAGUAGCGGCCGAGGUUGUGGGCCUCCAGACACUACCUUCUGCUUUAUCAAUUUUUUGGAUAGUUCUCGUGUUACCGACAACAUUCGCCGAACCGAUUGCGGUAUCCUUGAAAACAGAGGGCACCAAUGCCUAUCUUGAGGUUCAGCUAUUUGUAGGAUUCAUGUACCUGGCCGCAUUCAUUUCAAUGUGGCUUCUGCGGGCUUAUAUAUUCCAACAGACGACCCAGACUUCCAGCCAUCGAGAAGACUCACGCUCGCUUAACCAAACUGGAUAUAAGGAAAGACUGGAAAUUCUAUAUCAUAGGUCAUUUACCCUGGGAAAGAUUUAAAUGGCCUUUUCUUCUAUUUGACCAAAAGGUUCAAGACCAGCUCAAUCCCGCACUUCGCAGCAGAAUGACCAGAC
Fusarium oxysporum Fo47 is the source of this 1547-nucleotide messenger RNA. Its product is annotated as major facilitator superfamily transporter. The coding region runs from base 25 to 1473 and encodes 482 amino acids. Gene Ontology annotation, molecular function: transmembrane transporter activity. NCBI's taxonomy places the organism in Eukaryota, Fungi, Ascomycota, Sordariomycetes, Hypocreales, Nectriaceae. The record is from RefSeq and is a predicted model, not a curated record. The transcript has 8 exons. Gene Ontology annotation, biological process: transmembrane transport.